CUAGUUUAUAAUUUUUUAUUUAUACAAAACCAAAGCUGCAUAAACAUAAACACCUGGCUUUCAAUUAAACAGAGACGGCUAGGGUUUAAGCUUUAUCUGCACAAUGUCAAUGUAUCUUCUCUACGAAUCAUCUUCCGGGUACGGCCUGUUCGAGGCGCACGGCCUCGAUGAGAUCGGACAGAACACGGAGGCUGUUCGAAGCUCUGUUUCAGACCUAGAUCGGUUCGGCCGGGUCGUCCAGCUUACUGCUUUCCACCCAUCUGAGUCUGCUCUCGAUGCUCUCAACCAAAUCAACGCCGUUUCUGAAGGGUAUAUGAGUGAUGAGCUGAGAAGCUUUCUGGAGUUGAAUCUUCCGAAAGUGAAGGAAGGAAAGACUCCCAAGUUUAGCUUAGGAGUGUCCGAGCCAAAGAUUGGUUCUUGCAUUUUCGAAGCCACCAAGAUUCCUUGCCAGAGCAAUGAGUUCGUUCUUGAGCUUCUUAGAGGUGUGCGUCAGCAUUUUGAUAGGUUCAUCAAGGACCUAAAGCCUGGUGAUUUGGAAAAAGCGCAACUUGGACUAGCUCACAGCUACAGCAGAGCAAAGGUGAAGUUCAAUGUUAACCGUGUGGACAACAUGGUUAUUCAAGCCAUUUUUAUGCUCGACACGCUUGAUAAAGAUAUCAAUUCCUUUGCCAUGAGAGUCAGAGAAUGGUACUCGUGGCACUUCCCUGAACUAGUCAAGAUAGUCAACGACAACUACCUUUACGCCCGAGUGUCAAAGAUUAUUGAGGACAAGUCAAAGCUGUCUGAAGACCACAUCCCUAUGCUUACUGAAAUCCUUGGAGAUGAAGAUAAGGCUAAAGAGGUCGUUGAAGCUGGGAAAGCAUCUAUGGGCCAGGAUAUAUCACCACUUGAUCUGAUCAAUGUCCAGAUCUUUGCUCAGAAAGUUAUGGACCUUUCUGAUUACAGAAAGAAGCUCUACGAUUACCUCGUUGCUAAAAUGAGCGACAUUGCUCCAAAUUUGGCGGCUUUGAUAGGAGAGAUGGUUGCAGCGAGGCUGAUUUCACAUGCGGGGAGUCUCACAAAUCUCGCCAAGUGUCCAUCUUCAACUCUCCAGAUUCUUGGUGCUGAGAAAGCACUCUUCAGGGCGCUGAAGACACGUGGAAACACACCCAAGUACGGUCUUAUAUUCCACUCUUCGUUCAUAGGGCGUGCAGCUGCUAAAAACAAGGGACGUAUUGCUCGUUACCUCGCUAACAAGUGUUCGGUUGCUUCCCGGAUCGAUUGUUUCGCUGAUAGCAGCACUACAGCUUUUGGUGAGAAACUUAGGGAACAAGUUGAGGAACGACUAGAGUUUUAUGAUAAAGGUGUUGCCCCACGUAAGAAUGUGGAUGUAAUGAGAGAAGUGCUGGAAAGUCUUGAGACGAAAGACGAGGGAAAAGCCACAGCAGGGGAGGCCUCAGAAAAGAAAAAGAAGAGAAAGUCAGAGGAGAAGGAUGGGGAAGAAGAAGGGGAGAAAUCAAAGAAAAAGAAAAAGAAAAGCAAAGCAGUAGAAGAGGAAUUAACUAAAGAUAAUGGUCACAGCAACAAGAAAAAGAAGAAGAAAACUAAGUCACAAGAUGAUGAAUAGACCAAGACAAUUUUCUUGUAAUGUAUUAGUUUUUUGAGUUUUUUUUCUCACAUGCCAAGCUUUAUUUUUUAAACUUUAUUAACAACUUGGAUUUAAUUAGAAACUAUAUCAGAUUUUCUAGUA
Molecule: messenger RNA, 1729 nt
Organism: Raphanus sativus (radish)
Lineage: Eukaryota; Viridiplantae; Streptophyta; Magnoliopsida; Brassicales; Brassicaceae
Product: nucleolar protein 56
Exons: 8
Coding region: 104-1606 (500 amino acids)
Cellular component (GO): box C/D methylation guide snoRNP complex; small-subunit processome
Molecular function (GO): snoRNA binding
Source: RefSeq, a predicted model, not a curated record